This is a messenger RNA of Trachemys scripta elegans, 2237 nucleotides long. It is a transcript of the gene PYROXD2, whose product is annotated as pyridine nucleotide-disulphide oxidoreductase domain 2. Gene Ontology annotation, molecular function: oxidoreductase activity. Bases 59 to 2083 code for a protein of 674 amino acids. Lineage: Eukaryota; Metazoa; Chordata; Testudines; Emydidae. The record is from RefSeq and is a predicted model, not a curated record. The transcript is spliced from 15 exons.
GAAGUGCUGACUCGGCAGCGAAGGCCAGGCCGGGUGGCAGCCGGUGCCCAGCAGCGCCAUGGCAGCCAGACACGGGCUGGGCAGGGCCUGGGCCGGCUGCAGCCUGCAGGGCCGGAGGCUGGCUCACGCCGGGGCCGGGGGCCAGCUGCAGCGGGAGUACGACGCUGUGGUGAUAGGGGGAGGUCACAACGGGCUGGUUGCAGCUGCCUACCUGCAGAAGUCGGGCGUGCGGACAGCCGUGCUGGAGCGGCGUCACCUGCUGGGAGGUGCCGCCGUCACAGAGGAGAUUAUCCCAGGCUUUAAGUUCUCCAGAGCGUCCUACCUGCUCAGCCUGCUGCGGCCACAGAUCUCCACAGAGCUGGAGCUGCAGAGGCAUGGUCUGAGGGUGUACGCCCGCGACCCCUACUCCUUCACCCCCAUGCUGGAGGAUGGACAAGCCCAGCGCUCGCUCCUGCUGGGCCACGACAUGGCGGAGACCCAGCGGCAGAUCGCUCAGUUCUCCUCCAAGGACGCACAGGCCUAUCCAAAGUACGAGGCGUUCCUGAGCCGCUUGGUGUCGGCCCUUGACCCGCUGCUGGACGCCGCACCGGUGGACCCCGCCGCCUGGAGCCAGGGCCCCCUGCGUCAGCGGCUCCGCGCCCUGCGAGGCCUGCAGCCCCUGCUGCGGGCGGGCCUGGCGCUGGGGAAGCAGCUGCCGCAGUAUUACCAAGUGCUCACGGCUCCAAUCACCAGGAUCUUGGAUCUCUGGUUCGAGUCGGAGCCCUUGAAAGCGACCCUGGCUACGGAUGCAGUGAUCGGCGCCAUGACCAGUCCCUACACGCCCGGCAGCGGGUAUGUGCUGCUGCACCAUGUGAUGGGCGAGCUGGAGGGGCGGAAGGGGGCCUGGGGCUACGUGGCAGGCGGCAUGGGAGGGGUGUCCCAGGCCAUCGCUGGCGCAGCUGCUGCCCACGGGGCAGACAUCUUCACCGAGAAGCCGGUCGCCCGCGUGCUGCUGGGCCCCCGCGGGGAGGCGCAGGGGGUCGUCCUGCAGGAUGGGACCGAGGUGAAGAGCAAACUGGUUCUGUCCAACGCGUCUGCUCAGCUCACGUUCCUGAAGCUUGUUCCCCCGGAGCAGCUGCCGGAGGAGUUCCUCCAGCACAUGGCGCAGCUCGACACGCGCUCCCCCGUCACCAAGAUCAACGUGGCUGUAGAUCGGCUGCCCAGCUUCCUGGCUGCGCCCAACGCCGGUGCUGGCCGCCCGCUGCCCCAUCACCAGUGCUCCAUCCACCUGAACUGCGAGGACACAGACCUCCUCCACCGCGCCUUCCAGGAGGCCAGCAGUGGGGAGCCUUCCACCAGGCCCAUGAUCGAGCUGUGCAUCCCCUCGGCUCUGGACCCCACGCUGGCCCCCCCGGGCUGCCAUGUGGUUUCUCUCUUCACGCAGUACACCCCAUACGCGCUGGCCGGCGGGCGGCCGUGGGACGAGCAGGAGCAGAACGCGUACGCCGACAGGGAAUAUAUUCCACAGCGCAAUGUCCCUGGACCAGCUGUAUUUUGCCCGACCGGUGCCCUCGUACUCUGGCUACAGGUCCCCGAUCCCAGGCCUGUACCUCUGCGGCAGUGGCGCCCACCCCGGUGGGGGAGUGAUGGGGGCUCCGGGCCGCAAUGCAGCCAGCGUGGCCCUGGAGGACUUCAAACACAUGUGAUGGCAGAGGCGACACACCGGCCUAGCCCAGGGAAAGGGAUGGUGGCUGCUGUGACCUGGCCACGCAUGUGCCUCCCACCGUCCCCCACCACUCACUUCCCAAACACCCCACAGCAUGGUGCUGUGAGAGCACUCCCCCACUCCCCGCACUCUGUUUACCCCAUCGCUCUUACCCGGCUCUGGCAUGGUAAUCGGGGCAUGGGGGGCUGGCAGAGCCCUGUCUGCUCCUAUCCCGUCCUGUCCCCCAGCCCAGCCACGUGCCCCAAGCAUGGCCACUCUGCGUCCCUGGGGAGAUGCAACUCCAGGCUGCUGUGGAGGGGCCACAGAGCCCAGAGGACCGAGCCCUGCAGGUCCCAGAGCUGCCUGGAGAGGGACACUGGCCAACCCUUUCUAAUGUAGACAAGACCCGGGGCAGGCUUAGCCCUCGCCUGCUCUCCUAGAACCCCAGGCACAGGGCCGGCCAGGGUCACUCAGCCUUGCCCUGAGCUAAGCUGAAGUCUGGACCAUGUUCCACAACCCCUAAGUCAGCGGCAGAAUAAAAAUCUCAACAGCU